Molecule: messenger RNA, 3940 nt
Organism: Pygocentrus nattereri (red-bellied piranha)
Lineage: Eukaryota; Metazoa; Chordata; Actinopteri; Characiformes; Serrasalmidae
Exons: 21
Coding region: 110-3514 (1134 amino acids)
Biological process (GO): proteolysis
Molecular function (GO): serine-type endopeptidase activity
Source: RefSeq, a predicted model, not a curated record
GAUACUAACAUGGGACAGUUGUCUGGUAAAAGCACUGCAAGGUUGUCUUCAUCAGCUUGAACACACCUUCAGUCAGAACACUGUGGACGAAGAACGCCAGAAGAGGAAGAUGGCAUCCAAGAAAGGCCUGACAAACUUGGAGAAAUCUCUGAUUGUUCUCUUUGUGGCCAUGACCUUGGCCUGCAUUGGUCUGAUUGUGGUCUAUGUCACUGAGAGGAACAACUCUAAAACUGAGAACAAAGAAGAGGAGGUAUUGGAUUCGGGGUGUGGAAGCCCGGGACAGCUGAGCGGAAACUCGGGGGAGUUCAGCAGUGGGAAUUAUCCAAGCAACUACAAUAACGGAAUGAGCUGCAGCUGGCACAUCACUGUGGAAAACAAUAAGGUGAUCCAUUUGUGGUUCCAAGACUUUUCUCUGGAGGAUUCAGGCACGUGCAGUGCAGACUCUCUCACGCUCCGGGACAACCUGGGGAUCAUCGGGAAGUACUGCGGUCAUUCCAAGCCAAAGCCGGUAGUGUCUCUGGGAAACACUUUGGUGGUUUACUUCGACACCAAUGACAGACAGAUGGACAGAGGCUUCAAAGCCAUGUACCAUGCUGUGGACCCUGAGGCGGUUACAGAAAUAGUUGGUGCUGGUGGUGUCCUGCAGGGUGACCGUGGGGAGUUGAUGACCCCUGGCUUUCCUGAACAGAGCUAUGAGAGCGGUGUGCUCUACCAGUGGAGGAUUGUCGUGAGUGCUGGGAACAAGGUCCAUCUCAACUUCACAGCUUUUGACCUGGUACCUGAUUCCUGUGGAGACUUUGUGGAUGUCUUUGAUGGACAUUCAGAUGAUGUUAGUGCCACUAAACUGGGUCACUUCUGUGGAAACCAGAUGCCAGAACCAGUUGUCUCCAGUAGCAAUGAGAUGGUGGUGCGUUUUAAAAGUGACUCUGGCCAGACUGCUAAAGGCUUCAGCGCUGUCUACACUGUGGUGACUGAUCCACCAGUAACAUCAACCACCACCACCACCUCCACCACUCAAACCAAUACAACUACACCAUCCAUCACAUCUGCACCCAUAGAUUCUGGCUGUGGGUCUCUCGAGACUCUUUCUGGUCGUAAAGGUGUGAUCCACUCACUGGGCUUCCCUAAUGUGUAUCCUGCAAACCUGCAGUGCUCGUGGAACAUCAGUGUGGAUGAGGGUCUCCUGAUCAAACUGCACAUUACUGACCUGGCCAUCGUGGGAGAAGCGGGACAGUGUGGCCAGGACCAGCUCACUGUGUCUGACAGCCAGCAGUCACUGGGAACACACUGCGGGUUUAUUCUCCCUCCAGUGCUUGUCAGUGUCAGUAACAGGAUGUCCCUGACUUUCCAGUCUGACGGCCGGCUGGCUGACCGUGGCUUCUCCGCCAGGUGGGAGGCUGUGUAUCCAGAGGACAUUGCCGAAAUCCAAGGCUGUGGAGUCUUCUCUCAUGAGGAGAUGGGAGUCAUCAAGUCAGAAAACUGGCCCAUGAACUACCCUCCCAACAGAGAGUGCCUGUGGAAGGUGCAGGUGCCUGAGGGCAAAACCAUCACGUUGACAUUCACCCAGUUUGACAUGGAGGCGGCUGGCAUCCUGUUAGGACGUUGCUUGGACAACGUGAUCAUUUAUGAUGGAUCACAGCCCAUGGCCAAGAAAUAUGGGCCUUACUGUGGUACCAGUAUCCCCCCAGUGAUCCAUACAACAGGAAAUGAGCUGGUGAUGCGUUUCUAUGCUGACUUCUUCAUGGAAGCGAAGGGAUUCAGAGCAUUUUGGACCACAGACCCCACACUCCCUGCUCCAACUGAACCUCCUGUACCACCAAACCCCUGGGAUGACAUCCCCAUAGAAUGGCCAGAGACUUGCGGAAGGCCUGCGAUCCCCCCCAUGGUCAACGCUCGCAUAGUGAACGGUGAGGCUGCCAAAGCUCACUCCUGGCCCUGGCAAGUGUCCAUGCAGGUUUGGCCUGAGUCCCAGCCGACCCCCACGUUCGCCCACACGUGUGGUGGGACGCUAAUCCAUAGGCACUGGGUUAUGACAGCUGCUCAUUGCUUUAUCAGGUACGCAGAUCAACUGCAGAGAUGGCAGAUGUGUCUAGGCAAACACAACCUGACCCUGUCAGAGCCUGGCCAACAGUGCUUUGGUGUUCAGGGCAUUUACCGCCAUAAGGGCUUCAACUAUCCCACCAGUCCCACUGUGGAGUUUGACAUCGCCCUGGUGCGCCUGGACGGAGAGGUGACCCCAUCUGACCAUGUCCACUUUGCCUGCCUGCCGCCUAUCGAGGAGGUGCUUCCAGAAGGGAAAACAUGUUAUGCUACAGGCUGGGGAGACGAGACAGGGAACUUCUCAGCUCCUAAAGCGUCUGAAACUCUAAACCAGGUGGCUCUUCCUGUUGUACCUUAUGACACCUGCAAGCGCAUGGACUACUGGUGGUUCCAGGUCAAAUCCUCUAUGAUCUGCGCUGGAUACAAUUUACCUGAUGAACUCAAGUCUGUGUGUCAGGGGGACUCAGGUGGGCCCCUCGUGUGUCAGGAUGGCCCCACAGGCCCCUGGGAGGUGCAUGGCAUCACAAGCUUUGGGCCCAUCGGCUGUAUCAUGAACAAGAAGCCCAGUGUUUUCACCCGCACUUCUGCUUACCUGCCCUGGAUAGAGAACAUUAUGCGGAAGGACAGCUAUGACGGCAUCACUUCUGGCUGUGGUGGGCUGAAGGAGCAGACUGGUACUGAAGGUGUUUUGUCGUCUAUGAAUCACCCUCAGGGCUAUGAGAACGGCGCCCGCUGCCAGUGGAACAUCGUCGUACCUGCAGGAAAGCGUGUGCACCUGCACUUCGACACAUUCUCUCUGGAGGAAAGCCAGCUGUGUCUCAGUGACAGCGUGUCCAUCUCCGACAGCCUUGGAUCUCUGGGCACCCACUGCAGCAUUUCCCCUCCAGCAGACCUGGUUGCCGUUGGUGCCACACUGACUGUCCAUUUCUCCUCCAACGACAGGGUGGUGGACACAGGCUUCAAAGCCACAUGGAGAGCCGUGGACCCAGCAGACAUUAGCAAUCUGGUUGGGUGUGGUGGAGAAUUUGUCGGUCAGCAGGGAGAGCUCCAGUCACCCAACUGGCCCAAUAACUACCCUGACCAAGCGGCCUGCACCUGGACCAUCUCUAGCCCCUCAGCCAAGAGCCUCCACAUCGUCUUCACUGACUUUGAGCUGCAGGCGGUCAACAUCCUUGGCAAAUGUGUGGACUUUGUGGAGGUCUUUGAUGCUGCUGGGCAAAGUCAAGGUCAGUUCUGUGGCUUUGGGCCACCCAAGCUGACUGUCACCGGAGAUAGAGCCACCGUUCGCUUCCGCACCAACAAGGAAGUGCAGGGGAAGGGUUUCCGUGGUUACUGGACCACCGAUCCCAACGUCUUUCCAACUUCGCCCCCUCUGGCCCCCAACUCAUGGGAUGAUUUGGUCAUCAUAGGUGGCAGAGCCCAGAGAGAGAAGGAGACCCGUGAAGGUGUGAGAGACGAGCUAAAGCUGAACUGAGCUGAGCUGAAGUGAACUGAACAAGAAAUGAAAAAAGGACUGAAAAGUCCCACCGAGCAUCUUCUCUUAAUUUGUCUGUGGGCUGAAAAGCUGAGUGGUUUUUGCGUCAUCUAUAAAUAAUUUAAAGGCUCUCCGUCUUCACACCUGCCCCCAGCGUCCUUCCUCCACCCAUCAUUACAGUUGUUACAGUGGUGCCAAAACCGGGAGGAUUGGACGAAUGUCGCCAUGGAGCGCUCACCGCUUGGAGAGAGAGAGACGAGCAGCAACAACAGAGACUGAGUGAAGAGCUGAAAAGCUGAAGUGAUAAAGGACUGAAAAGUCUAGCUAGUUGAAAGCCACUGAGAAGUGACCAGCAGAGCUUUGAUUAUUUGGUUUUGUGUGCUUUGUGUUCAUUUGGAAAAUAAAAUACGGCUGCUGCAAACGCUU